GUGAUAAUAUAUGAUUUUAGAAGGGCGUUUAAUGCUUUACUGCCUUUGAAGACGUUUGAUAAUAUUUUACUACAGACAAUCGAUUCAGUAAUUCGAUAUAUCAUUUCAUUGAUGAAUUAAUUCUAAAGAAUUUAGGCGGUGGGUACAUAACGAAAGCUGAGUCGUUAGCAGUAACGAAAGCUGAGUCGUUAGCAGACAAGCUGCGAAGUUGAAAACUGGUCGCUGUUGAUGAAGAACCUUUUAUAUGAGGAAAAAGCUGUUAGCUGUUGUGAAAGUGCCUAAUAGCUGUUGAACAGGACCCAGUUGCCAUUGAGUAAAACCCAGAUCUCCAUUGCUCAAGGACCUGGUUGCAAUUGAGUAGAGCUUGGUCGUCGAGGAAGACCCUGAUCGAGAAGAAACACUGCUGGCCAUACGAUGACUGAGCCACCGAAAGAAGAUGCUUGUGAACAAGAAGGAGUGAAGGAGCCAGAGGCUGAGACCAGCAUGACGUCACCUCGUCCACGAUUAUCACAACAUUCGCUUAGUCUUUCUGGUGCGAGUGAACUGGCAGAUUUAAUUGCAAAAGCAAGGUCUGAUUUUAGCCAAUCACUGAGAGAGGAUAUGAAACGCUUUGACAGUCCGCGCAGCAGCAGCGAGAAGUCACGAAGGCUUGUGGACCUGAACGAAAACUCCAUAUACAUUGACAAAAUGGAAGGAGAAGGCAGUCCUCGACUGAGUAGAGCCAAUAUGAGACUUAGUCUUUCUAGGACAUCAAGCUCUGGUCUGGAUUCCCCUAAUAUUCCUCAACGCCUCUCUCCAGAUGAGCUUAAGAUCGACAUUGGUGGUUUAUCGCCGAGGCCCGCCGAUUCACCACCUAUCAGACCAACUUCGCCGAGGCUUUCUGAAAUUAAUGCCAUAAUCAAUGGAUCUCACGUUUCAUCGAGAAUCGAAGACGCAUCAAAAGCUGCAGAAAAAGAGGAGGAUGCAGCUCUUGUGGUUAAAAGCUCAUUAGACGAAGCAACUAUCAAUGCAAUUCUCCAACAACGGCUGAAAGGACAAGACAACGAAAUUUUGGUUCUAAAAACAGCCCUAUCCAAUGUUGUCAGAAGACUUGAGUCGCUAGAAACCGAACGCAAGCAGAGGAGUGCAUCUUUUCCAAAUGGAGCCAAACCAACGCCACACUCGCCUUUGCCUGCCGCUGCUAUUCUGCCAUCACAGCCGAAAAACCCAAUGAAAGGGCGAAAAAACUCUUUUGAUGAAGAAAAGGAGGCAUACCAGCAAGAGAAACCAGUCCAUGUUAAGAAACCUCUCGUCCGCAGAGCCACAGAUUCUCCCCGAAGAUCGACCCCAACGCCAGCGCAUAGUUCCCAAGGUCCAGCCAUUUCUGGUUUAAACGAACGAAGAAGAAGUAUCUCGAAGAAGCAUGAAAGCCUUAGAAGAACUGGCUCACUUAGUGCCCUUUCCAAUGGUGGUGAUAGUUCUCCAAAAGACGAGAUCGUGAAAUUCUACAUACGUGGAAGAGCCGUUAGUACUUACCCUCCAUCAAAUUUUGUUGAAACAAAGAGGAAUGGGCAAGCGCCUACUGCUGAAAUGAAGUUGGAAUGGGUAUAUGGAUACAGAGGACGCGACUGUCGCAACAACCUCUUUGUCCUCCCCAGUGGUGAAAUAGUCUAUCACAUCGCAGCUGUAAUUAUUUUGUUGGAUCGAUCAACCGGAGAGCAAAGACAUUAUCUAGGUCAUACCGAUGAUGUUAAGUGUAUUGCUUUACACCCUGACAAAGUAAUCAUUGCCAGCGGACAGGUUGCUGGACACAGCAAAGAGGAUGGAAAGCCUCACGUCCGAAUAUGGGAUUCGAAUACUUUGGAGACCCUUCAAGUAAUUGGCAUGGGUUAUUUCGAGCGAGCACUGAGCUGCUUGACGUUUUCCAUCAAGGACGGUGGAAAACUCCUUGCAGCAGUUGAUGAAGCUAAUGAACACAUUAUGUCUCUCUGGGAUUGGGCAAAGAAUUCUCGUUUCUCUGAUAACAAGGGAUCCAAUGAAGCUGUUCUUGGGGUUGUGUUUCAUCCAAGCAACAACAGCACGAUUGUCUCUUAUGGUCGGUCUCACAUUGCAUUUUGGACAGUUACUGAUGAUAUGAAGCUGACUAAGAAGAUGGGCAUUUUUGAGAAAUACGGAAAACCGAAAUUUGUCCUGUGUGCUGCUUUCACAGAGAGCGGAGACUUGUUAAGUGGUGACUCAAACGGAAAUGUUUUCGUAUGGGGGCAAGGAUCAAACAGAAUAUCAAAAGCUGUGAAAGAGGCCCAUUCUGGUGGAAUAUUCUCUAUCUGUUGUAUGAGUGAUGGAAAAAUUCUAACCGGAGGAGGAAAGGACAAGAGAAUUCUCGAGUGGGAUCAGUGUUACAAAAAGACUGGUCGAGAGAUUGAUAUUCCAGAAAAUGCUGGGCAAGUAAGAGCAAUAACUGAAGGACCAAUGUCAGAUGACGACGCAUUAGAAAUCAUUGUUGGCACGACGAAGAACUGCAUUCUUGAUGGAACAAUAUCUUCCGGACUCGGAUUUGUUAUACAGGGUCAUGUUGAUGAACUUUGGGGUCUUGCUACUCAUCCAACGAAAGAAAUGUUCGUAACCUGUGGGACAGAUGAACUUGUUUUUCUGUGGGAUGCCGAUGGGCACGAUGUUAUAUGGUCGAAGCAACUCAAGGAGCCUGCACAGUCUGCCGCGUUUCAUCCAUUUGCACCAGUCUUGGCCGUUGGAAUGAAAUCUGGAAGGUGGCUUGUCAUUGAUUCAGAUACAUCUGAAGACAUAACGUCAUUCCAAGAUGGUCCAGAACAACACGAUGCAAUAAAAUACUCCCCUGAUGGCAAGUACCUGGCAGUUGGGUCUCACGAUAACUUCAUCUACUUGUACAAUGUUUCUGACGAUGGAAGAACAUACAAAAAAUGCGGCAAACUUAGUGGUCACUCGAGUUUUGUCACGCAUUUGGACUGGUCAAAAGAUAGUCAGCAUAUUCAGAGCAACUCUGGAGACUAUGAAAUUCUUUACUGGCACGCUCCUACAUGCAGACAGAUUGUGGCUGCUGCAUCGAUGAAGGACGAAGAAUGGGAAACGUGGACAUGUGUGCUUGGUUUUCCAGUAAUUGGGAUCUGGCCGGAGGGCGCUGAUGGUACGGACAUAAACGCUUGCUGUCGGUCCAACAACCAGGAAUACGUUGUGACGGGUGACGAUUUCGGACAAGUGAAUUUCUUCAAUUUUCCAUCGACCAAACCAAAGGCUGACAGUCAGCGUUGCGUUGGUCAUAGUUCCCACGUCACUUGUGUCAGAUUCAUGUAUGAUGACAACAGAAUGAUUUCCGUUGGAGGCAAGGAUUCUGCAGUGAUGCAAUGGAGAAUAUCUUAAGUAAGCCAUCUUUUUGCCACCAAGUGAACUAACUUUCUAGUACUUAGAAAUUAGCCUAAUUUCUUUUGUUAAUAAUUACUUUAAUAAGAUUCUAUUGUAUACUACAGUCAGGCAUUUUUUCGAAAGGAGAGACGGCAUGUCCCCGUAUUGAUCACUGUCUCUAUAUGACAACAUGUUUUGUCGUCCUGACAUUGAGAUGGAAUGCCGCUGAAUGCCGUAUACUCGUAAGGUCAAUUUCAUAACAUUAAUAGACACCAUUUCAAACAAGUUGAACCUUUUCAUUGUUCUUGUAUAUUCCAUUCCGUAUUCCCUUUGAGUAUCUUUUAGUUCAUUACUUUUGAAGUACGUGCAUGAUAAUAAAUCCUCCCAGAGUGAAAACAACUCUACUGAAUCAAAUAUCAUAAGCACUUUUAGUAAGAAAGAAAUUACUAGUAAAUCUGCCUGGCUGCUUGAAUGCAUUAACACGCAAGUAUUUAAAGUUUCACUGUUUGAUUUAGGAUAAAUAAUAGCGUUUAUUCAGUAGGCUAAUACCUAGCAUACUCUAGAGAUGGACUGUGUAUAUUUUCUGGGAUUAUCCCAGAAAAUACUUAAUUGUAUCGUAGCCGUUUUUCCAACAGUAAAAAAUAUGAAAAUAUCACGAAAAACAUGAGAAUAUCACAUGGUAAUUCUUUUAAAAACAAGGAACAUUGCUUUAUUCAAUUCUUGAAGGAAAUAGUUUAGCUUAAAAAUGUUAUUUCAUAUUUGAUAGAAAAUAUUUAGAUGUCAGGAAGAAAGUUGAUAUCAUUCAAAAAACACUA
Molecule: messenger RNA, 4169 nt
Organism: Rhopilema esculentum
Lineage: Eukaryota; Metazoa; Cnidaria; Scyphozoa; Rhizostomeae; Rhizostomatidae
Source: RefSeq, a predicted model, not a curated record